CAAAGCAAGCACUUUCCAACUGACGACCUAUAUCGAAAGAACGGUGUUCCCUUUUACGAACACAUAAACAAAUGUCCUCAGACGGAGAACAACCAACCAGUCCAGUUCUGCCCAAAGACUCGGACCGGGGAAGCUCUGUCUCGUCUGAGCUGCAGGAUGAGUAUGAGGAGCUCCUCCACCAUGCUGUUGUCACCCCYAAGCUUGAGACAUUUGCCAGUGGUCGGUCGAAAGGUCUGAUUUCUCAGAGUAAAGAUAAAACCAAGUUACAGCAUCAACUGGAAUCUACAACGGAGGCUAAAGAUGGGAGGCAUUCCAGCAAGAGUGUCAGAUCAUCACAGGCUUCCCCUUUAAUUGCCGCACCUUCAAGAGCUUCCACCGCUGACAGAAAGGCAGGUCAGUCGUCCAGCAGGGCGUCAGCUCUCUCAGACGCACCCUCAAAAAAUAUCCAGGUGCCAUUUGAGAGGUUGGACAGCCUAGACCCCCCGGAGCCUGCUGUGACAGAGAUGUUUAUUUCACAGGAGAACAUUAGUAAAAUGGACAACAUUCUGGAUACAUGGAGUAGCAACCUGAAGUCAAAUGUGCUGACGGAGCUACGCAAGUGGAAAUACGCCUUCAUGGAGCAACACAAGCUGGAGAUGAUGAAGGAGAGGGAAAGGCAUGCAGCCCAGACAGCUGGCCUGAAGUCAGAACAAGAUGCCCUUAAGGAGCUGCUACACACCUACGAGACUUCCAACCAGAGGAAAGACGAGGUGAUCAUGAACCUGAGCCAAGUGUUGGACAAACAGAAAGAAAAGCUUGAAAAGAUGAGAGCCUUCACUAAAUGGAGACUUCAGCAUGCAGAGGCCAAAGAAGAAGCUCGUGCUUUUCAGGCAGCGCGGCAGCACUACAAUUUGCAGCUGAAGAAGAAAGUGUGGUUAGGCUGGCACAGUCUCAUUCAGAAACACUGGAARGUUAAGGUUGAGCGAGCUUGUCAAUUAAAAGCUGAAGAGGUCUGCGCCUGUCUAUCUACAGAGUAUGAGACUAAGCUAGAGGAGCACGGCAAGGCUCUAGCGAAAGCUCAGGCAGAGAUCCAGAGGCUGCGAGUAGAGCGAGAGCGMUGCGAGGAGUCGAUGAAGAAAGCCUUCAUGAGGGGUGUUUGUGCCCUCAACAUGGAGGCUCUCACCAUGUUCCAGUCUACAGAGGGACGACCAGAGCAGCCCCCGUUUGAUGAACAGCAUGACUCUUCACCUCCUCAGGAUGAACCUAGAUCAGCUCCACCAGCUCACAUCCAGCCGUAUCCCUCCACCUCGUCAAGGUUUAGUCCGGUCCACUUUGAACAGCCAGAGUCCUCUCAAAGGGAGCACGAUGAUGUGGUGGGUUCCAGAGCUUCCACAUUCCGUGAGGAAGUCCCUUCCACCUCAGUGAUGCACAGCUCUCUCCCACUUGGUGGCAUUGCAAGUUCCCACAAACAGGUCAGUGGUCGUGUUGUGAUGGCAGGGCAACCAAAACCAUCUAAGACUGUGACCGCUCGCAUCACUGCGCGGCCCGGUGUUGGUAAAUCAGCGUACGGCAACCUGCAGGUGAUGGGAGUGGCUCCGCCCAUGAGCUCUGUGGUGGACCAUUAUCAUCCUGUCACCCAGCUCACUGUCGGUCAGGCCACAGCUGCUAAGUUCCCUCGGUCAUCCCAGCUGAGACACGCCUCCACUAAAGGCAGAGGCUCCUCCAGAACCAGCUCCUGCCAYGUGCACUCCAUCAAAGUAGUGGACUGAUCACACAUUCAGCAUGUUUAAAUGAAGGAUUUAGUUUAUUCUAUGCAAAAAUGUACAGAAUUUUUAUUAUAAUGUGAGAACUUGAUAACAAAAACAUUCAUUUCCACUUGUUUUUUGCAUCUUUGUCAUGAACACAGUAUGCGUUUUCUCAGGAAAGUAGUUCACAAUUUUCAUUAUUUACUGACUUGACAGCUAUAAAUGAUUUAUUUUUUUUGCACAUUAGGUUUUACUUUGAAUUAUGCACAAUUAAAACUAUGUGUGUGUAAAUUUAUGUUGUGGAAAUAAUCCAGAACUGUUGGUUGUUUACAGACCAAAGCCAUCUUCUAAUGAUCUGAUGCAGGAUGCUUUUUUUUUAAUAAAUUAUUUUAUGACUUU
Austrofundulus limnaeus is the source of this 2123-nucleotide messenger RNA. It is a transcript of the gene poc5, whose product is annotated as POC5 centriolar protein homolog (Chlamydomonas). The record is from RefSeq and is a predicted model, not a curated record. NCBI's taxonomy places the organism in Eukaryota, Metazoa, Chordata, Actinopteri, Cyprinodontiformes, Rivulidae. Gene Ontology annotation, biological process: eye photoreceptor cell development. The coding region runs from base 72 to 1748 and encodes 558 amino acids. The transcript has 13 exons. Gene Ontology annotation, cellular component: photoreceptor connecting cilium.